GCCAAAAACAAUGCCCUGCAAUAAUGCUUGCUGCAAGGCCUCUUUAAAGGAAAAGGAAAGGGAGUUAGAGAGAGUAAAGAAGCAGCUUUCGAAAGCUCAGGAGGAACUUGAGCUUCAUAAAUCAUCACAGUUAGUGACUGGUGAUUGGAUUACCCAGAGAGAUGGGCAUCCCAGAGCAGGACAUGUUCCUAAAGAGAUAGCCGAGAACCACAAUAUGAUGGAGCUGAUGCCAGGUAGUGGCAUCUAUGUAUACCCAAAGGAUAUUAGAGUCCUUAGUAAAAAAAAAGUGGAACGGGUAUGGCUCGUUAUCUGAUGUCCAUCUUCUACACAAAUGAGGAACUGGUUAGGAGAGGGAAUUUGACUGGUUCCAAUGGCAAGGAAGGAAUCGACAAGACAAUUUUAAAGACUAUUCUUGGUAAGAGAUUCAAAUUCAAUGAAUAAAUUGUUUAUAUGACACUAAUGACAAAUUGUUUUAACUUUGAAUAUUCUAAGAAUAAUCAGUCACCUACAUUUCUUUCAAUUUGUGAAGACGUAUAAGGUGAAAAUAAAAAACUUGUAAUUUUCAAACAUAUACAAUAUAUCUCCUCAAAAUGUAAAAUAUCCAUCUUUUAAAUUGGAAAAUCAAUCACAGAUGAUUACUAGAGGGUUUUUUUGUUGUU
Molecule: messenger RNA, 659 nt
Organism: Ostrea edulis (European flat oyster)
Lineage: Eukaryota; Metazoa; Mollusca; Bivalvia; Ostreida; Ostreidae
Exons: 3
Coding region: 11-313 (100 amino acids)
Source: RefSeq, a predicted model, not a curated record